Aspergillus tubingensis is the source of this 1131-nucleotide messenger RNA. Its product is annotated as PTH11-like integral membrane protein. The coding region runs from base 1 to 1131 and encodes 376 amino acids. The transcript has 6 exons. Lineage: Eukaryota; Fungi; Ascomycota; Eurotiomycetes; Eurotiales; Aspergillaceae. The record is from RefSeq and is a predicted model, not a curated record.
AUGCUGAACGAAAUGAUGGGAAGCAUGCUGCUUCCCCGGACUACGGAUGAUGGUACAGCUCGCGGACAGCGAGCCCUGGUAGUGACAGCCGUGCUUACCGCAAUCUCAAUCGUCAUCGUCGCUAUGCGAAUGUAUGCGCGAAUCGGGAUAAUGAAAUUGACUGGUCGUGAAGAUUAUACGAUUCUCAUUUCUUUGGUGUUAGCAUGCACGUAUCUCGGUCUUGUUGCUGCUGAGGUACAUUUUGGACUCGGAAAACAUGACGACGAUUUGUCCGAUGUGGUUGUGAAAGAACAAUUAAAGCGACUCUGGGCUGCUAUCCCUUUCUAUAAUGCCAGCUUGAUCUUUACCAAAUUUUCCAUUCUUUUCCAGUAUCUUCGAAUUUUCCCCGACCGUCGCUUCCGGCUUGCUUGCUGGAUCGUAUUUGGUAUUGUGGCUACUUACGGAACAUGGGCAGUAGUCAGUGGUUUCUUGAACUGUGUCCCAGUGGCCAAAUUCUGGGACCGCAAAAUCUCCGGCUACUGCCUUAGUUUCGAGGCAGUCUGGUUUUUCAACGCAUCAAUGAACAUCGCUACAGACACGACCCUGUUGAUCCUGCCGAUGCCUCUUCUGUCGCAAUUACAACUUCCGCGCAUGCAGAAAUUGGCCCUUAUGGGUGUCUUUGCUGUCGGUGGACUGGUUGUAAUCACAAGUAUCCUCCGUCUAUCCAGUCUACGGAGCGUAGCUCAGAGCACCGACACCUCUUACAGCAACGUCGGCGCUGCCUAUUGGACCGCUGCAGAGUGCAACGUCGCCAUCAUCUGUGCAUGUCUACCAUUCCUUCGUCCGAUCGUCAGCCGCCUCUUCCCUCGCUUCCUUUCGACCAACAGCUACAAUCGCUACACCCGCAACCCCACCAUGUCAGCCAGUCGCAUGACCGCCACUCGGAUGACCGCGCGCUCGCACCGGCAAAAGGUCGAGCUUUACUCCCAAGACCGUGACUACGGCAUGUACACCAUUGACGUCAAGUCCGGUGAAGCGAGCCACGAUGGCGCGCUAGACGGAAUCGCAGUCACAACGACGACAAUGAUUCAGGAGACAUCGAGAAACAACGACGAGUCGACCAGUCAGCGUCGACUAGUUGUGGAUGUCUAA